ACUGAAUUCAGUUUCACUGUUGCGCUCUGCUGGAUUCGCUGUAAGGUCAACAAGCAAGCAAGCAAGCAAGCAACAAGAAGCAGCCACAGAUCCUUGCACUGCACCAGCACCACAACACAACAAGAAGCGCACCGCCAGCACCCUGCCAGGAUGAGUGACGAGUACGACGACGAUGACUUUGGCCGUGAGUCUGUGUACUCGCUGGCGCCAGAGGACAUCCUGUUCCAGGCACGGUGCAUGUUCCCUUUUGAGAGCACCUGCGACGUGGAGCUGUCCCUGAACGAGGGCGACAUUGUCAACGUGACCCGCACCGACGUGGGCGGCGGCUGGUGGGAAGGCGAGCACGACGGCAACCACGGCCUCUUCCCGGAGACAUACGUCCAGGCCGUUGAUGGGGAGGGCGCCACAGCAGAUGAGGCGCAGCAAGCUGGCGAAGCUCCUGCUGGUGACGAGGACGCGGCUGCACAACAGCAAUACGACACCUCCGCUCAGUCGUCUCACCGGCCCACUGCCUCUGCCCACUCGUCCGUGUCGGCACCACCAGGCGCUCCCUUCAUCACUGUGCGUGUGAAAUCAGCCGGCGUUUUCAGCGCAUUCCUGGAGUGGAAGACGGGCAAGCGGCAGGCGGAGGCGGAGUCGAGCGAGUCCAAGUUCCUGUCGUCGAUCGUUCGUGCAGAAGCGCUGCCAGACAACCACGAGGAGACGACGGCGCAGUACCACCAGUUCUCGCAGUGGUUCGAGAAGCAGCUGCACUCGCUCGAAGCAGAGUACGACGCUCUGCUCAAAGUCCACAAAGCCACGACGGAAGGGCUGGAGAAAGUCAGCAAGUGCUUCAAGUGUUUUGGCGAUCCAACGCUCUUUGCCGAAUCCGAGCGCCCCGCGUUCAAGCCGUGGUGGGAGCAGGACGACCCCAUGAUGCACCUGCUGAACAGUCUCGGCAUCAUCGGCGAAGGCGUCAAGCAGCUGUCGAUCCUCUCGUCCGAGCAGGAGGAUGAGGAUCGGUCCGGAAUUCUUGGCUUCGUCAAGGAGUACACGUCGCUUCUCAAGGCGUUCCACCCUGUCUUCAAAGCGCACCACUCUGCCUGGCACGAGUACCAGCAAAUGUCUGCCAAGGACAAUGUGCCGGCGGAGACGUUGGCGUCAAUUGAGCGCAACUGCGAAACCAUUUCUGCGGUCGUGCUGGCCGAGGCGCGCCACUUCUACGAGAAUGCGGGCUACGAUUUGUGUAUGGCGAUGCGUGAGCACAUGACAGCAAAGGCCGCUUUCCAUCGCAAGGCCGCAGAGUUGUGGGAGCAGCUGCUUUCUGAUUUUCCGCAGCCACAAUGAUUGAAUCCCCAACCCGUACCCACAGACACCAGCACGCCCCAUCGUCUCUUACCCCUUCAAGCAACACACCUGUCCAGCUCUUGUCCAAUGCUGUUCGCUUUCGUUCACUCGCCUGUUGCGUGAUCUUCCUCCCCCAGCACAACAAUCCACACCACCACCCGCAAUUCAUACACACGGCGUGCGCACGUGUGCGUGUUAUCGGUGCCUCUGCCUAAAACCGCGACUUGCGAAUCACGUUCGGCUUCCAGUCGAGGGGAUGUGUCUCUUCCGUCUGCUCCAACACCAACAACAACGCGCACAUCAACACAACACAUGCA
Molecule: messenger RNA, 1643 nt
Organism: Salpingoeca rosetta
Lineage: Eukaryota; Choanoflagellata; Craspedida; Salpingoecidae
Exons: 12
Coding region: 151-1326 (391 amino acids)
Biological process (GO): endocytosis; plasma membrane tubulation; endosomal transport
Cellular component (GO): plasma membrane; cytoplasmic vesicle
Molecular function (GO): protein binding; phosphatidylinositol binding
Source: RefSeq, a predicted model, not a curated record